CGACCACUUGCCAGCCUGCUGCUGGCCCUCGGGACGGCGCUGCUGCUCCCACUUCUCUGCGCGACACCAGCCUCGGGCGCAGCGUUGACGACGAUGCUUGCGCCGCACGAAAAGUCGUGCUUCUACGCCUGGGUGGACAAGUCCGGCGAAAAAGUCGGCUUCUACUUUGCCGUGCAGUCUGGCGGUUCCUUUGACAUUCACUACGAGGUCCACGAGCCCGAUGGCCGUGUCAUCAUCGAGGGCCAAAACGAGCGGCAGCUCGACAUCAUCUUUACUGGCAACCGUGUGGGAGAGUACAGCUUCUGCUUUGACAACGACAUGAGCAGCUUUGCCGACAAGAUGAUCGACUUUGACAUCACCGUCGAGUCGGAACCUCGAUUGGAUCUGCCACUGGCGCAGGCAGCGCUGCUCUCGGCCUCGUCUGCGCCGCUCGAAGAGUCCAUCACAAAGGUCGGCUCCAAGCUGACGCAGAUCGUACGGACCCAACGAUACUUUCGCACAUGGGAGAACAGAGGCUUUGCCCUCGUCAAAGGGACCCAAUCAAAGAUCUUCUGGUACAGCAUCAUCGAGUCAUUGGUCAUGGUGGCCGUGGCCGUGGGGCAAGUGUACAUUGUCCGGUUUCUCUUUGAAAAGGGCAGCACCAAGCGCUACAGGGUUUAAAUUACUAUCGUCCUUUGAAAGCCUCUUUUGCGCAUGCGAGCCACAAGUCGUCACCAAGAC
This is a messenger RNA of Acaromyces ingoldii, 720 nucleotides long. RefSeq lists its product as hypothetical. The record is from RefSeq and is a predicted model, not a curated record. Lineage: Eukaryota; Fungi; Basidiomycota; Exobasidiomycetes; Exobasidiales; Cryptobasidiaceae. The coding region runs from base 94 to 660 and encodes 188 amino acids. Gene Ontology annotation, biological process: intracellular protein transport; endoplasmic reticulum to Golgi vesicle-mediated transport; Golgi organization. The transcript is spliced from 4 exons. Gene Ontology annotation, cellular component: endoplasmic reticulum-Golgi intermediate compartment; Golgi apparatus; endoplasmic reticulum.